AUGGCUAUGAACCAAUCAAAGGCUGUGUUGUUGAGGGUGAGUUUGGUGGUGGUGGCUCUCUGCAUAGCAGGGUACAUAGUGGGUCCCCCUCUCUACUGGCAUUUCGUUGAAGGUUUGGCAGCAGUGGGCCACUCUUCUCCUUCUGCUUGUGCCCCCUGCGUCUGUGAUUGCUCUUCUCAACCCAUUCUUUCCAUCCCCCAAGGGCUGAGCAACACUUCCUUUGGAGAUUGUGCAAAGUCUGAUCCAGAAGUGAGUGAAGACACUGAAAAGAAUUUUGCAGAGCUAUUGACAGAAGAACUCAAGCUGCGGGAGAACCAAGCGGUGGAAAAUCGGCAACGUGCUGACAUGGCACUGCUUGAGGCAAAGAAGAUUGCAUCUCAGUAUCAGAAGGAAGCAGACAAGUGUAAUUCAGGGAUGGAAACGUGCGAAGAGGCUAGGGAGAAGUCUGAGUUGGCAUUAGUCGCACAGAAGAAGCUAACUGCAUUGUGGGAACUUAGAGCGCGUCAGAAAGGGUGGAAGGAAGGGCUUGGCAAAUCUCAUGCACACUCUCAAGGGAACGUGCAGAGUUCUUAG
This is a messenger RNA of Sphenostylis stenocarpa, 573 nucleotides long. NCBI's taxonomy places the organism in Eukaryota, Viridiplantae, Streptophyta, Magnoliopsida, Fabales, Fabaceae. The record is from the annotation of a GenBank genome assembly.